This is a messenger RNA of Oxyura jamaicensis (ruddy duck), 3873 nucleotides long. It is a transcript of the gene DCAF17, whose product is annotated as DDB1 and CUL4 associated factor 17. Gene Ontology annotation, cellular component: Cul4-RING E3 ubiquitin ligase complex. Gene Ontology annotation, biological process: protein ubiquitination. The record is from RefSeq and is a predicted model, not a curated record. Bases 185 to 1666 code for a protein of 493 amino acids. The transcript is spliced from 14 exons. Lineage: Eukaryota; Metazoa; Chordata; Aves; Anseriformes; Anatidae.
UACCCGGCGGGCCGCGGGACAGGCGGCGUUAGGCCGGGUGAACCCCCCUCCGCGGGGGGGGGGGGGCUCGCCUUGCUCCGCGUUCCCUUGCGCUGGGCAAGGCCCAGGGGGCGGCGAGGGGCUCGUCGGGCGGCUCCGGGAGGCCCCAGACACCGGAGGAAGCCGAGUGCUGCCCGGCGCCGGGAUGUGCCCCGCCGGCGGCGGUAGGGCCGACCCCCGGGCUCCCAACGCCUGCCGCCUGCUGGGCCGCAGGGCCCACGGCUUCUACGCCAGGGAUGCGGGGGUCGCCCUCAGGAAGAACAUGGGGCUGCUCAGGAGCCUCAUCUGCCAGGAAAGUACUACAUUCAAGAAUGUUUGGACGACUCAUUCUGCAUCUCCUAUUGCUUAUGAAAGAGGAAGAAUUUACUUAGACAACUACCAGUGCUGUAUUAGCAGCAUUGCCCAAGAGCCAAGAAUACUUUAUCAAAAGCCAAAGUGUCCCAAGUCAGAAAAAAUAGAAGAUGCUUUAUUAUUGGAAUGCCCACUGGGGGAAAUGCUUCCAAAUCCAUCAGACUAUAAAUCUUCCCUUCUAGUCUUGACAGCACAGAACUGGCUUCUGCGUCUCUCUGCUGACAGUGGGGAAAUACUGGAAAAAAUAUACCUUGCGGGCUCUGGCUGCAAAUUCAGGUACCUCAGCUGGGAUACUCCUCAAGAGGUAAUGGUUAUAAAGUCAGCUCAGAAUAAGCUGCCUGCAGCAUCACGGCAGGCAGGUAUCCAACAGUCUGUACUAUUCCAUCUUGCUGUAUUCCAAGUAUUACCUCUUUCCUUUAUGGGAAUGCUAGAAAUAAACAAAAAGAUAUUUGGUAAUAGUGUUACAGACGUUGAUGUUUCUAAUGGAAUCCUGAUUGUAAUGUAUAGCAUGGGACUGGUCAGGCUCUAUAGCUUCCAGGCCAUCACUGAACAGUUCAUGGAACAGCCGCUUGAUUUGGGAUGUGAAUUCAACUGGAAUGGUCAAGUGGGAGUUGUAGGAAAGUAUCCAUUUGGUCUUCCGUGUAACAUUAAAAUAACAGAUACCCCACCUUUGCUAUUUGAAGCAUCUUCUCUGGAGAAUGCAUUUCAAAUUGGAGGUUACCCUUGGCAUUAUAUCAUCACACCUAACAAGAAAAAACACAAAGGAGUCUUCUACAUUUGUUCUCUGAAAGACAAUGCUUUGGCAAAAAAUGGCAUACAGGAUAUGAAAUGCUGCUCACUGGAACCUGAUUGGAUGUAUUUCCAUCCAGAUAUGUCGGGCAGAAUAAUCCAUGUGGGACCAAAUUUGAUAAAAGUCUUGAAGCUUAAGGAAGUUGAAAGUAAUUCAGACCAAACUGAAAUUUCAGAAGACUUUAUAAUUGUGGCCAACAGAGAAGAAAAUUGUGUGAACAGCUCUGUUACUGUAACAGCUUCUGGUCGAGUGGUGAAAACGCGUUAUAACUUGCUGGAUGAUGACCCAGAACAAGAGACAUUCAAAAUUGUAGACUAUGAAGAUGAAUUGGAUUUAUUAUCUACUGUGGCAGUUACUCAAAUAGGAGCUGAUGGAAGAGCUCACCUUGACUUACACUGUAACGAGCAGGGGAUUCUACUUAAGAGUAUUCCAUUACUGGAAUCCUGGGAUGUGGUUCAGGAAUUGUUCAGUCUGAGCCAAAGCUAGCAUGCGUGCAGUAUGUCUGAUACAUGAGAGUUCCAUGUCAUAUACUCAUUAAAAAUACAAAUGAACAAACAAAAAACAAGCAACCCCCAAGCUGUAGAUUUCGUGGUCACAAAGUAUGACCAUGCAAAUGACCAAAGGUGAAGUGACCAGAUGCAAGUCAAAGAUGUCCUCUGAGAGAUUUAAGAUAGUAAUAAACAACACUAGAAAUAAAGAGCAGCAGCAGCAACACUCUACUUGCAUACUACCUUCAGAAAGUUUUCACUUAAUAUCCAGGAAAAGGCACAUGUCCAUUACGCUACUAUAAGUAUCAGGGAGAUAAGAGGGCAGAAAUUAAUAUGAAUCUAUAGGAUCCAGCACUUAGACAGAAAUUUCUGUUCUGAGUGUGUAUGGGUUAUUUGUCUGUAACUAAAUUCCUUUCACUAGGAAUCUGUCACGUCAGUCAAUGAUAACAAAUCUAAACUACCUUACCAUGGACAAGAAAAAAUAUAGCCUAAAUGAAAAGUAAGGCUAUAAGUAAAAUUCCUUAAUUAUCGAAGUAAUACAAAGAAAACAACUGCUUUCUUUUUUCAGAAACUCAAAAGUCUAACAGUAAAGGAAAAUAGAUAGUAUAGUAUUAGUAUAUAAACCGGAGAAAAGAUUUUCCUCUCCUAUUGUUUUCAACCUGUGUUCUUGGCAUAGCACAACACUCCGCCUCUGUACUCCCCAUUGUCCUCUGUCCUUACUCUGCAAUCUUACCAACAGCUAAUGACCAGAAGUUGACCACUUGGAGAAGAACGCUACAGAACUGUUUUUCAUGAUACUCCUCAUCUCUUCUCUCCAUCACUAUUUUUGAUGUAUGCAAAUUGUUUUAUAUAGCUAGUAACACAACUGAUGAAAUUUUACUGUACUGUUGACAAGUUGGAUAUUUUUAUUAAUAAAGAGCUACUAAAUGAAAACAAGCUGAUGAGACUUAAAAGAUACUUAGUAAGGAAAAGUACAGUUGUCAGAUGGUUGUGAAUCAUCUGUUUGGGGCCAGAGUAGAUGGAGUGAAGCAGAAACACUGAAGCUAUUUAACAGCUGAUUUAUUUCAAGAAAGGCACAGUAACCAUUUUGUUAGCCUUCAGAAGUAUCAUGCAAUCCUGAAAAAACAGAUUUCAGAAGGGACAGCAGAAGUGGAAACUUUCCCAGAUUGGGAUAAAGCAGCGAAUUUUAUGGGAGACUUUUGCAGUUAAUGACUAUACCAACCCCACUACCGCCAUGUGAUAUUUUUGACAUUUUCAUGACAUAGUUUUCCAUAUUGAUAUUUCGUGAUAAUUUCUGUUGGAUUGUUAAAACAGUUAUUCCCAGAGCAAGACAUUUACACUGCAUUAGAGGAUUGUUUAUUAAGUAGUGCAUGUUCUCUUCAUGAAGAUCAGCUUCAGCUUUCAAGAUUCUGCUCUGCUUUCCAGUGACUUAUUUUAAAGCUAUUGUGGACCUGUGAUAGCAUGCUAAAUCAACAGUUGUACGUAGGUGUCCAUCUAUUGAAAAAUGCAGCAAUUUAUAGUGAAUAAAAGUCAGCCUAGACUUUGAUGAAGAAGAUUAUGGGCUUUGUGUAAGAAACAAUCACUCUCUAUACACAGUAUGUUGCUAAACUACACAUAAUGGCAGAUGUUCCAUCAUGGAGGGUCACACCUAGAUGUUUUCAUUCAGAAACAGGAGAGAUGUUUCCGUUUAAUUUAAAACACCUAAGUUAUUUAAGAAUUGAGAAUCCAGAAUGACUAGCCCUGAAUACUUUCAUGAAUAUACUCACAGCCCUACUUAUAAAUGGGCUAAGACACACCAGAGAAUCUGAAUCAGUUAAUGCUUAUGUGUUGUGCUUUUCAAGUUGUGAACAGCAGUGUUGACUUCCGUACCUAUGCAAAGCCCCAGAGCAUUCUAAAAAUAAACUUUUAUUUAAAAGGGAAGAAAAUCCUGACCACAAACCUAUAGUUUUUUACAUUGCAAAGAAUAACCCUAUAUCUGAACCAAACACAACUAUCUGCAUGCUUGUUGGCAGCCCACCUGAAUCAACUUUUUAUUUCAAAUUAAAGCCUGAAACAAAAUCAAUCCACCAGAAAAAAGGUAGUACUUUUCUUUGCCAGGAGAUAUUAUAUGUAAGAUGCCUAAGCAUUUUUAGUCGCUGCUGGCAGAGCUGUACUACUAUGUUGUGUCAAAUUGAUACAAAAUCUGAAUAAAGGCAUUAGAUCUGA